Molecule: messenger RNA, 1665 nt
Organism: Ustilago hordei
Lineage: Eukaryota; Fungi; Basidiomycota; Ustilaginomycetes; Ustilaginales; Ustilaginaceae
Product: related to RPN14 ### proteasome-interacting protein involved in the assembly of the 19S proteasome
Exons: 1
Coding region: 1-1665 (554 amino acids)
Molecular function (GO): protein binding
Source: RefSeq, a predicted model, not a curated record
AUGGCAGCGCUACCAUACAUAUCCAUCCAACCGAACUACUCGGAAGUCUUCUCCGACAUUUCUUCUUCCACCAUUGCAGGGGAAAAAGUUUGGCUUUCGUACUAUUCUUCCAACGCCCCUUCCUCCAGUGUACAUCUCAAGCUGCCGCUUCAACAAGUCAAAGAUGAUGGGAAGAGUAUGGAUACGCAAGGUGGAGUUAGCAUUGGGGAGGUCGAAAUCAGUGGAGGGCCGACGAAAGGGCUGAAAGUUAGCAGAGUCCAGGGUAGCUGGUUGGAUUUGGAACUCACCCAGGAUGCGUCAGCGGAAGACCCUGAUGAGGUUGUGCCCGGCAAGGAAGAGCAGAACAGCGGCGGUAGCAGGUCUGCUAGAGGCCUGCAGUCCAGUAUAGAGCUCGAUUCGGGCGUGCAAGUCCGUUUUGCACGGAAGACAUUAACAAAAUUCUUGCCGACAGUGGGGACGUCGAAAGUGAACGACAACUAUACGAACUAUCCGACCAUUGAUGCAUUCGACAUCUCUCAUGGGACUUCUGAGGACGAGGUUGAUAUGUUUGUCGCAGGUGGUGCUGAAGGAUCGCUCCAUACAGGACGGCUAUCUGAAUUCGAUCCCGAUUCAGCACGCUCGCAAGCUAUCGAAACACUUCUUACUCCCGAAGAGAGAGACAUCCUCAGCGGAGAAGCACGAGAUUCGGAGGAGAAGAAAUGGGAUAUCGAAGCAAGAAUUCGUAUGCAUGUCAACUCCGCCAAAGCCCGCCUUGGCAAGAAGACUGCGCUCAAAGGUCAUGUAGGAGACAUCCGCUUUGUGAAAUUCUUCCCUUCCAAUCGGGUCGUACUUUCCACAUCGAGCGAUUUGACGGUGAGAAUCUGGGAUCCGUUCACAGGCGACAACCCACGCACGCUGGAAGGGCAUAAACGGGCUGUGCUGACAGCUGGCAUUAUCGGACGCGGGAGGACAGUGCUCAGCGGUGGAGCAGAUGGGUCUGUACGAUUAUGGGACGUUGCGGCAGGGGAGAAGAUUAGGUUGUUCGGUAGUGAUCGUUAUUCCGCGGUCAACUGUUUGGCGCUGGAGAAGAAGGCAGAUGGUGGAGAAGAAGAUUUUGCGGUGGGGUUGGCUAGCGGUGGAUGGCAGAAGUUCGAUAUAAGGACUGCUGUGGCGAAUGUCACUACUCAGAAAUAUGCUUUUCCGCCGGGAAAGCCGCCUUCUGCGUCUAAUUUGUGGACUCAAGGGCCUACGGCGGGAGUCACGGCAAUUGAUGUCAGAGGUCACACGGUGAUAACAGGUACAGCUAAUGGGAUUGUUAGUGUUUGGGAUACCCGUGCCACCUCCUCUUCUUCGAAAGCUGAAGGGACGGAGCCGCCAAAGGGUCUCGUCACGGCAUGGAGGAGGAACAAUGCAGAAGUAAACUCUUUGAAGCUCUUUGAUGGUCAGAAGGGCUUGGAGGUGCUAGUCGCGACGCAAGAUGGGUUGCCGUAUCGUGCAGCGUUAGAGGCUGGUGGCGAGAGGAUGGACGUAGAAGGUGCAGAGGGAGAGGGAGUCUGGACAGACGCUGCACCGAGAGUAGUGUGCGAGUACGCAGGAUGGGAUUGCGAUCAAACGAGCUGGAUUGGGUUGGAUAGCAAAGAGAGGGUUGUGAUUGCUGGUGCUGAGGGUACUGUUAGGCGAUAUUAA